Molecule: messenger RNA, 1281 nt
Organism: Tinamus guttatus (white-throated tinamou)
Lineage: Eukaryota; Metazoa; Chordata; Aves; Tinamiformes; Tinamidae
Gene: FAH
Product: fumarylacetoacetate hydrolase
Biological process (GO): homogentisate catabolic process; L-tyrosine catabolic process; L-phenylalanine catabolic process
Molecular function (GO): fumarylacetoacetase activity
Source: RefSeq, a predicted model, not a curated record
GCAACUGCGCCGCGUUUUGUCAUGUCUUUCAUCCAGGUAGACGAGAACUCCGAUUUUCCUCUGCAAAAUCUCCCCUAUGGGGUUUUCUCCACCAAGGAGGAGCCUCGGCGCAGGAUUGGAGUCGCGAUUGGAGAGCAGAUUUUGGAUCUCAGCGUCAUUAAACACCUAUUCAAUGGACCGUCUCUUUCCAAACAUCAGCAUGUCUUUGAGCAGCCAGCCCUCAAUGACUUCAUGGCCUUGGGCCGUGGAGCUUGGAAGGAAGCGAGAGCUUUUCUCCAAAAGCUGCUGUCAGCCAGGGAGCCCACCCUGAGGGACAACACGGACCUGCGGAAGAGAGCAUUUGUCCCUCAGGCUGCAGCCACGAUGCACCUGCCAGCUGACAUCGGAGAUUACACUGACUUCUAUUCUUCACGGCAACAUGCCACAAAUAUUGGGAUCAUGUUCAGAGGGAAGGAGAAUGCCCUGAUGCCUAAUUGGCUGCACCUGCCCGUCGGCUACCACGGCCGCGCGUCGUCCGUCGUGGUGUCGGGGACACCCAUCAGGAGGCCUGUGGGGCAGAUAAAUCCUGACAAUGAUAAACAUCCAGUGUUUAGUGCUUGUAAACGUCUGGAUAUGGAGUUAGAAAUGGCAUUCUUUGUUGGCCCUGGCAACAAGCACGGGGAGCCAAUUCCUAUCAGCAGAGCCCACGAGCACAUCUUUGGGAUGGUCCUUAUGAACGACUGGAGUGCCCGUGACAUUCAGAAAUGGGAAUAUAUUCCACUGGGUCCAUUCCUGAGCAAGAGUUUUGGCACAACCAUCUCUCCUUGGGUUGUUACAAUGGAAGCUCUCAUGCCAUUCGUGUUGCCAAAUCCUGUCCAGGAUCCCAAGCCAUUGCCCUACCUCCAAGAUGAAGAGCCCUACACGUUUGACAUCAAGCUCCUUGUUGCCCUUAAAGGAGAAGGAAUGAGCACACCAACUACUAUAUGCACAUCUAAUUUCAAGCACAUGUACUGGACCAUGAAACAGCAGCUAACUCACCAUUCAGUCAACGGAUGCAACCUCCGACCUGGAGAUCUCCUGGCAUCAGGAACAAUCAGUGGACCUGACCCUGAGAGCUUCGGCUCCCUGCUGGAGCUGUCUUGGAAUGGAACAAAAGAAAUUAAUCUUGGCAAUGGACACUCCCGUAAAUUCCUGCAGGAUGGAGAUGAAGUUAUAUUAACAGGUUACUGCCAGGGCAGCGGCUACCGUGUGGGAUUUGGCCAGUGCUCAGGGAAGAUUCUUCCAGCCCCAUCAUUUCCAUGA